GUGAUCACAGCGAACGAAAAUAACAAGUCAGUUGUUUAUCGCAUGCGCAAAAUUCCCAUUGAUUCCUCGUGCGAGUUUGCCAUCAGUUCUCGUGCACUGGGGUUUGCAUAGACUGUAUUGGAGCACGCGACAUGUGCUCUGUCGCCAUGUCUGCUCACUGUGCCCCCUUUAAGCGCGUGCUAAAGUGUAUUAAGUCUGAGCUGAAACUGUGCGUGCUGUUUGCACGGGUUCUCUGUACAGCCGGUUCCUCCUGUGGCAGAAAGACACGCAGAAUAAACACGCAGUUAGAGAGAGUUCUGGAGCCACGGCGGUUCCUUCAACACUCAUCCCAGGGCCAUGCUAAUAAUCAAACACUGGAUGCAAUGGAACGCGUAAAGAGGCUCUCUAUCGAGGGCAACAUAGCGGUGGGGAAGUCCACGUUUGCAAGGUUGCUGAGCAAUGCAGGGCGAAACUGGGAAGUCACACCUGAACCUGUUAGCAAAUGGCAAAACGUCGAAGAGGCGACUUCACAAAUAAGACAGCCAGCGUCGUCUCCCCAGCAGACAGCCGGCAACUUGUUGCAAAUGAUGUAUCAAGACCCCAAACGCUGGUCCUACACCUUUCAGACAUUUUCCUGUAUGAGCCGUAUGCGCACGCAGCUGCAGCCGCCUGCCACACGGUUACUGCAAGCAGGAGACGUUGCUGUACAGGUGUAUGAACGUUCCAUCUACAGUGACAGGUAUAUUUUUGCUCAGAAUAUGUUUGAGCUAGGCAGUAUAAACUCCACAGAGUGGGCUGUAUAUCAGGACUGGCAUUCCUUUCUUGUUGAGCAGUUUGGUCCUAAGGUACAACUGGAGGGAAUCAUAUACCUUAGAGCGUCUCCACAGACCUGCAUGGAGCGAAUGAGUGGCCGAGGUAGAGAAGAGGAGCAGGGAAUACAGCUGGAAUACCUUGAGGCAUUACACAAGCAGCAUGACAAUUGGCUCAUAAACAAAUCUACAAAGGUUCACUUUGAUCACCUGAAAAAUAUUCCGGUUCUGGUGCUGGAUGGUAGUCUGGAGUUUGAGAGUGAUUCUGAGAUGCAGACCAAGUUUAUAACAGAGGUCACUAACUUCUUAAAGGAAUUAUGAAUAUCAAAGGAAAGGACCAAACACAAAUCUUGGACUUCUGGACCAUCUAUUUGUUUUUUCCAAGCUUGAUACAGUUUUUCAAAAUAAAUGUUUGUUUAUUUUAUUUUCCAUUGCUUGACAUUCUGCCAAAACUGGAGUAUUACCAAAGCUACUACCUUCCAAGAAACACUUAAGAUUCCUCUAUGAGUAUAUAUGAGAGUCAGACUACAGUGUACACAUCUUUUAUACAUUUGUUAGAAAGUUCUCAAGACUUGAAAGCAUGUUUUGUUCCAUGGACAACGUAGAAAUUAUAUACAUACAUAGUGUAUACAGUGAAUAUGAAACAGUCACAUUCAAACUCAUGUUAAAAAGUGAUCGUCAUAAACUUGUCAUGGAUGAAGUGAUUCCGAUUAACCCCAAAUAAAGACCAGCUGUUUCUGUAGGAUUUUCAUGACAUCUUGGUUUCAGUCGACUGCCAAAACCAUGGACCACAAAGACCUUACGAAACAUGUAUAGGAUCUUAUUGGUCUUAUUUACCUUAUUGUCAAAAGGUAUCGAGCAGUAGAGGGGUACAAAGGAAUUUCCAUCUCUAGAGUUUAGACUGUUUGUGUGUGAAUCCCAAUCUCAGCAGUUUCUGAAAUACUCUAACCAGCCCAUCUGGUAGCAACCACCAUGCUAUAUUUGAAGUCAUCGAGAUCACACUUUUUCCUCAUUCUGAUGUUUGAUGUGAUGAUUAACUGAAGCGCUCGACCUGUUUCUGCGUGAUUUUACGCAUUGUGCUGCUGCCACAUGAUUGUAUGUUUGGACUUCAUAAAUGAGCAGAUGUACAGGUGUUCCUAUUAAAGUGUGUGGUUUGGGAUAGAAUAAUAACUGUCUCAUAGCUAUUUAUUUUUUGUGAUUGCAUUCAGAAUUUUGUGCACAUUUUCCUAAAGUCUAUAAUUGUCAUAAAGCUAAUCAGGGAAACGCCAUCAGGUACUAAGCAAAAUGACCAAUCAGCAGCCCUGGAAGUAAACACAGAGCUGUGUUAAGCCUGGAGAUUUUCUCUACCUAGACACACAUGUGAUCUGUUUUAGGCAGCUUGCUAUGCAGAGUCUUUGAACAUCAAUUUACAUUAUGUUUGGUUUAUAUUUACUUUUAUUCAUGUCCAAAGGUUUUCCUUAUAUGUUAAGAUACGGAAGCAUGUCAUGGUUCACAUCCUGCUGUGUGCUUCUGUUCAGUGUCGGCGUGUUCUGUAUAUAAUGCAGGUUACUGGAAGGAGUUGUGGUGCUCUUUCAGAAAGUUUUACAUCGUGGAUAAAUUUCCUUCACUUGUUCUGUCUCACUGAUUUCAUGUGGCACCUGUAUUAAAAUACAAAAACUAACCUUCGUAAUAAAAUUUACAUUCAAUUAAACCUGGAAUUCA
This is a messenger RNA of Ictalurus furcatus (blue catfish), 2489 nucleotides long. It is a transcript of the gene dguok, whose product is annotated as deoxyguanosine kinase. The transcript is spliced from 7 exons. Lineage: Eukaryota; Metazoa; Chordata; Actinopteri; Siluriformes; Ictaluridae. Gene Ontology annotation, cellular component: mitochondrion; cytoplasm. The coding region runs from base 132 to 1109 and encodes 325 amino acids. The record is from RefSeq and is a predicted model, not a curated record. Gene Ontology annotation, molecular function: deoxynucleoside kinase activity.